Molecule: messenger RNA, 4542 nt
Organism: Dermacentor silvarum
Lineage: Eukaryota; Metazoa; Arthropoda; Arachnida; Ixodida; Ixodidae
Product: protein toll
Exons: 6
Coding region: 391-3327 (978 amino acids)
Biological process (GO): signal transduction
Molecular function (GO): protein binding
Source: RefSeq, a predicted model, not a curated record
AAAAAAAAAAUACAGCAAUAGUCAUCGAACCACGAGUGCUCGCGAUAACGAUUGUCACUCCGUCUUUGCUAUAUGUUAACCGUGGUUUACUCCGUGCUGUAUUCUCCUAUAUAUCCAUAUAUACUUUCUGCUGUUCUCUUGCGACAAUUGCAUUCCACCCAUGCAACACUAUGCAACACUAUAUAAUCGGGGUGCGCCGUUACUGUUCUUUUUUUUUUUUUCCUCACCGCGGUCUAUCUCCGUCACUUAACAAAGAAAAAUAAAUGUUAUCGCUGUCGGUGCUCCGCUCGUCGUAAGUUGCCAGUGCCGUCGUGUACGUGUCGUGGGAGUGUGCUAUGAAACUUGUGCUGCGGAGACACGCCACCAACUGUGCGAAAACUGUGGAUACAGAUGAAAAAAAAAAUGCUACCGUCGGCAAAACACGUGCCACGUCGGGUAAGCCUGCUCGUGUGCCUGCUGUUAAUGACGUGCGCGUUCCGGUCGUCCGAGGCCCGAGUGCAAUGGCGCAACGUGAACGCUACCUGCCCGAAUCUAGAGCACUGCGAAUGUUAUGUCGUCAGUCAAGGGGCUCUGACACGCUGCAGAAAUAUCGCUCAACCGCACGAACUUGACGCCGACAUGGCCAAGCUCGAGGGCGUUGUCCUCAGGAAACUGACCUUCGACCAGGUUCAGAUGACCGAGCUGCCGGCCACGUGGUUCUCAAACCAUACAAUCAUCAUGUUGAUCAUCACCAACAGUCCCCUCCGCGACAUCGGGGAUGAAGCCGUCGGUGCUUUGAGCCGAAUGUCGCGAAUGCUGCUAGAGAAUGACCAGCUGGAGGCUCUACCCCGGGGCUUGACCGCGGCGAAGCAUUUGCGCUGGCUCGAAGUGCGCAAGAACCGCAUCAGAUUCCUGCAAGGCGUGCUAUCUGUGCCCGGACUGUUCGAGUUGGAUCUUCGCUUCAACGCGAUCGAGAGAAUCGAUGAAACAUUUCUGUGGGGCUUACCUAAUCUGAAGAUUUUGCGCUUCUCCGGCAACAGAAUACGGCAGCUGCCGGCUACCCUAUUCAAGAAUACGAGAAAGUUGAAGAAAGUUGAGUUUCGUAAUAACAACAUUGCAGAGAUAAAAGGCGUGUUCGACGAUAUGCCUUACAUAGAGGCUCUCGACUUGAGUUACAAUAUGAUUACAGACGUCGAUAGGUUUUUGAAAGCAAGCAUGCCUUACUUAAGUACCCUUAAUCUAGCGCAUAAUCGAAUUAACGUUAUAAGCGAAGUCGCAUCGUCGAACGCCAUGAUUGAAGAACUCUUUUUGAACGACAACGAAAUAACCCAAGUGGAGGUCGGUGCCUUCGCGGCUUUGGAAGAAAUGGCCCGUCUGGACCUCAGCCGCAACAGCAUAUUCUAUUUAAACGAGUCGGUUUUUAAUACAGACUCAAGGCUGGAAUACCUGGAAUUGUCGGAAAACAAGUUGGCUAGCGUGACAGGAGUGUUCGGCAGGACGCGUCGCCUAAAGGACCUGAAGUUAUCGUCCAACCGGAUUGAGGACAUCACCAGCGCCUUCGAGGGUCUAACGCUUUUGAAAAAGAUUUCGCUCAGGAGCAAUCUGGUGACCCACGUUCCUGACGGCACAUUUAGAGACAACAGUGGCUUGGUUGAAAUCAACCUUAGUGAUAACAGGAUACAGUGGGUGGGAAGGAACGCCUUCAUGGGACUUGUGAUCCUUGACAAGCUGCUGCUGCAAGACAACCUGCUCCUGGCGCUCAACGGCUCUUCAAGAAAUCUGCCCAAGCUACGUUACGUGGACGCCUCCAAUAACGCAAUCCAAUACCUGGAGAACGGCGAAUUCGCCAACGAUGGCCGCUUGGCUUCUAUUGAGCUAACAGCGAACAACAUCAGCGAUGUGCGAGGGGCUUUCACAGGUGUCCAAAACCUGGUGGGGCUCUUCCUAAGGCGAAACCGAGUGGAGCUGCUGCGCCGCAGUGACUUCGCCAAGGCGCUAAAGAACAAGCCGACGGUCAUCCUUGACGAGAACCCUCUAAUGUGUGACUGCAGAAUGGCUUGGCUUAUGCGCCCGGACAGCGAAGCACGGGCGGGAAACUACCUGACAUGUACGGGGCCGCAGUGGCUCAAAGGAAAGCUCUUCAACUGGCUCACGAAGGACGACCUGAUGAGGUGGGAAAAGGACUGCGAGUCGGGCUGUCGGUGCGAUUGCCGAGAAGACGCCCUUGGUGACCGAGCCAUCGCCGUCGACUGCACAUCGGCGGCACUGAACCGCAUGCCGCAAGUAUUUCCAGAGGGCACAACCGAGUUGGACCUCCGCGAUAACCGCAUCGAAGAGCUUGGCGAGGUUCUCAUCAACGGCGCGCCACGCCUCCAAGUUCUCUCUCUCAGAAAUAACCUCCUGACAAGCUUCAACGUGACCAAGAUACCCGGAAGUGUGCGCUCUCUCGACUUGAGUAGCAACCGUAUGAAGCGGUUCCCGUACGCCCUCGUGACGAAGCACAAGCUGACGUCGUUGCGACUGUCCGCCAACCCUUUCGUGUGCGAGUGCGUCGACUACCCUUUCAGGCAGUGGGUUGAAGCUCACGGUGAUGUGAUCCUGGAUGUCGCAGACAUCACAUGUGCCGAGAGCUCCAAUUCACUUGUGUCCCUGAAGCCCUUUGUGACAUUAGGGCAGAAACAACUGUGCCCGGGAGCUGUACCACGAGCCAUAAUAUACCUCCUGCCCAUCUUAGUGUCGCUGGUGAUCGCGCUGGCGCUGUCGGCGGUCUACCUGCGCUACAAGCGCGAGCUGAAGGUGUGGCUGUACGCGCGCGGCGUGUGCCGCUCGCUGCAGUGCAUCAAGGAGGACGAGCUGGACGAAGAGAAGCUGUUCGACGUGUUCCUCUCGUUCAGCAGCAAAGACGCCGGCUGGGUGCACGCGCAGCUGCUGCCCGGCGUCGAGGCGCUAGGUUUCUCGGUCUGCACCUACGAGAGGAACUUCAAGGGCGGCUUCCUGCUGCAGGACAUCAUCCGCGACGCUGUGGCAUGCUCCAGGCGCACGUUGCUGCUGCUCACGGGAAACUUCAUGGAGAGCGAGUGGUGUCGUUGGGAGUUUCGGUUGGCGUACCAACGGGCCCUGAGUGAUCACAUAAACCGGUUGGUGAUCGUGCUUGUCGACGAGGUGCCUGCUGACUCACUGGACGAGGACCUCCAAGCGUAUAUGCGGGCCACGAACUAUGUACGCUGGGGCGAGCCGAACUUCUGGGACAAGCUGUUGUACUCGCUGCCCAAGAAGGACUCCAGGAGAAAGCUCAUCACCCACAGAGUCGAAGAGCACUCUCUGGCCUAUAUAACCGACGUCGGUUAAUAUACACGGGCCUUCACGAACCACGUACAUGGCGUGAUUAGGAACUGGCCCAGUGGGAAAAAUGGCUGCGCCGUUGUGCUGCUGGUCCCAAUGUCCUGGUUCUGGUAUAGUCGCAUGUUCGGGUGAAGAGUGUCUUCGACGAGUUGAUAAACUGUCAUGACGCAUGUGCAAGUUGAAGAUGCGUAUAGCGCGAAUCGGUAACGAUGUACCCAUCAUAGGGCGUCCAUACGAAAAUAAUUUCAUUGCUUUGAGUAUACUUGCGUUUUUGGAACACGCGAAAAGCUUCGAGGAAGAGAAUCCUGUGAUCGUGUAGCAUCAGGCAGAGAUUGCAGUUUCGUGCAGUAUUGACAGCCAGCGUGCGCGCUACUACAUAAUACCUGAUGUUAGUGUGUCGCACGAUGAACAUAGAAGGUGUACUUAGUACCCCGUGUUGUUCAAAAUCUGCGAAAAAGAAACGCUUAUUUCAGCUCAUUCUGAUGGGGAUACAUGUGCGAUUAGGGAUCCAAACAGAAACAGUGCCUAGCCUGCGCCGUGCUGACUUUGGGGAGCUGUGGUCGGCAUUGGAGAAAUAAAAACUGAAAUGUAUGACGUAUAGCCAUAAAAUGUCCCCUUCAUGGGAAAACCAAUAUAGGAGAUAAUUACAAUUUAUUUGGGCAGAAAGAACCUUUGAAGGCGCAGAGAAAAAGUGCCAGCCCCCUCCCCCCUUCCACCUAAGGACCGUACAAAAACACAAUCGGCAAAAUGUAUUACCGAAAUACGGUUACAAUGGCGAAACCCGCCGUGGUGGCUUAGCGGCUAUGGUGUUGCGCUGCUAAGCACGACGUUGCGGGAUCAAAUCCCGACCGCAUUUCGAUGGGCGCGAAAUGCAAAAACGCCCGUGUCCCCGUGCAUUGGGUGCAGGUUAAAGAUCCCCAGGUAGUCAAUAUUAAUCCGGAGCCCCCCAAUACGGCGUGCCUCGUAAUCAGGUCGUGGUUUUGGCACGUAAAACCCCAGAAUUGAUUGUUACAAUGGCGAAAACGUAGGAGAAAAGCCAUCGAAGCAACUAAAGCGCGCUGCACUGCUCGUGAGCGUGCUCGAUCCAUACAAUAAUGUUUAACAGACGAGGUGAUUUAUUCAGAUUUGCUCUCACAAUCCAUCAGAGAAACGAAAAAUGGGUUAUACCAAGCUGCACCCAAGUUCUUUUAGUCCAAUUAAUAAACCUUCACUUGAAAAUUA